CUCAGGACAGGGAGUGAGUGGGACUGCGGUGCUGCUGAGCUCACUAGAAGUCUUCCUCCUUUCUUUACGUGUGAUCUCUUGUAUAUUUGUUGCCAUCUGUCUGCAGGGUUUCAUGAGAAGGACGGCAAGGCGUACUGUCGCAAGGAUUACUUCGACAUGUUCGCCCCAAAGUGUGGAGGCUGCGCUCGGGCCAUUCUGGAGAAUUACAUCUCGGCUCUGAACUCGCUGUGGCACCCUGAGUGCUUCGUGUGUCGGGAGUGCUUCACCCCGUUCGUAAACGGCAGCUUCUUCGAGCACGACGGGCAGCCCUACUGCGAGGUGCACUACCACGAGAGGCGUGGCUCGCUCUGCUCCGGCUGCCAGAAACCCAUCACCGGCCGCUGCAUCACCGCCAUGGCCAAGAAGUUCCACCCCGAGCACUUCGUCUGUGCCUUCUGCCUCAAGCAGCUCAACAAGGGGACCUUCAAGGAGCAGAACGACAAGCCCUACUGCCAGAACUGCUUCAUCAAACUUUUCAGCUAGAAACCUUGUGAGGGCGGGCGGGCGGGUGGGUGGUCAAACCUGCUUAGAAAACGAGUGCUCGAGCGCCUGGUCUUUUUAAAAUUGGUCUCUAGAGACAGGUGGUGGUCUUUUUAUAUCCAGGUGAUUAUUUUUUUUUUCCCCAAACAUUAGAAAUCCGUGUACACAGUGUAGCGGAUCUGUCAGUGUGAUCUCUACUACAGAAGUGGUCUUUCUGAUACAGCUUCGAGCGUGCUGUUCUGACCCACGCUUACCAGAUCGGUGGUGAUAGGCAGAGCAGCUCUCUCUCUCUCUCUCUCUC
Polyodon spathula (Mississippi paddlefish) is the source of this 820-nucleotide messenger RNA. Its product is annotated as paxillin-like. The record is from RefSeq and is a predicted model, not a curated record. NCBI's taxonomy places the organism in Eukaryota, Metazoa, Chordata, Actinopteri, Acipenseriformes, Polyodontidae. The annotation marks the transcript as partial. The transcript is spliced from 2 exons. Gene Ontology annotation, biological process: substrate adhesion-dependent cell spreading; transforming growth factor beta receptor signaling pathway; endothelial cell migration.